This is a messenger RNA of Lepus europaeus (European hare), 4606 nucleotides long. RefSeq names its product EGF like repeats and discoidin domains 3 (gene EDIL3). Gene Ontology annotation, molecular function: calcium ion binding. Lineage: Eukaryota; Metazoa; Chordata; Mammalia; Lagomorpha; Leporidae. The transcript has 11 exons. The record is from RefSeq and is a predicted model, not a curated record. The coding region runs from base 204 to 1646 and encodes 480 amino acids.
GCCCGCCCGUUGCCUGCGACCACCGCUCGCGCGCGCCUCCCUCUCCAAGAACUGGUUCAAGAAAGCGCUGCGGGAAGAAGCCGUCCGUUGUGCCGAAUUCGCCAGCAGGGGCGGGUCCGCUGCCUGCCCUGCGGUGCCGCCUCGGCCGCCCUGCCCUUCGCGACGACCCCUGACCAGCCGGGGUCACGGCCGGAGACGCGACCAUGAAGCGCUCCGUAGCCGCCUGGCUCCUGGUUGGCCUCAGCCUCGGCGUCCCCCAGCUCGGCAGAGGUGACGUCUGUGACCCCAGUCCCUGUGAAAAUGGCGGCAUCUGUUUAUCGGACUUGGCUGGCGACUCCUAUUCCUGCGAGUGUCCCGACGGCUUCACAGACCCCAACUGCUCCAGCGUUGUGGAGGUUGCAUCAGAUGAAGAAGAGCCAACUUCAGCAGGUCCCUGCAUCCCUAACCCGUGCCAUAACGGAGGAACCUGUGAGAUAAGCGAAGCCUACAGAGGGGACACGUUCAUAGGCUACGUCUGCAAGUGUCCUGGGGGAUUCAAUGGGAUCCACUGCCAGCACAACAUAAAUGAGUGUGAAGCUGAACCUUGCAAAAAUGGUGGAAUAUGCACAGACCUUGUGGCCAACUACUCCUGCGAGUGUCCGGGUGAAUUUAUGGGAAGAAACUGCCAAUAUAAAUGCUCGGGCCCAUUGGGAAUCGAAGGUGGAAUCAUAUCGAAUCAGCAAAUUACAGCCUCGUCUACUCACCGGGCCCUUUUCGGACUUCAGAAAUGGUAUCCCUACUAUGCACGUCUUAACAAGAAGGGGCUGAUAAACGCGUGGACAGCUGCAGAAAACGACAGGUGGCCGUGGAUCCAGAUAAAUUUGCAAAGAAAAAUGAGAGUUACCGGUGUGAUUACCCAAGGAGCCAAGAGGAUCGGAAGCCCGGAGUACAUAAAAUCCUACAAAAUUGCCUACAGUAAUGACGGAAAGUCGUGGGCCAUGUACAAGGUGAAAGGCACCAACGAAGAUGUGGUGUUCCGUGGAAAUGUGGAUAACAACACACCCUAUGCCAACUCGUUCACGCCCCCCAUCAAGGCUCAGUACGUCAGACUCUAUCCCCAAGUUUGUCGAAGGCACUGCACCUUGCGAAUGGAACUCCUUGGCUGUGAACUGUCUGGCUGCUCUGAGCCUCUGGGCAUGAAGUCGGGACACAUCCAGGACUAUCAGAUCACUGCGUCCAGCAUCUUCAAGACCCUCAACAUGGACAUGUUCAGCUGGGAGCCGAGGAAAGCCCGGCUGGACAAGCAGGGCAAAGUGAACGCCUGGACCUCCGGCCACAAUGACCAGUCACAGUGGUUGCAGGUGGAUCUUCUUGUCCCUACCAAAGUGACGGGCAUCAUUACACAAGGAGCAAAAGACUUUGGUCAUGUACAGUUUGUUGGCUCCUACAAACUGGCUUACAGCAAUGAUGGGGAGCACUGGACCGUGUACCAGGAUGAGAAGCAAAGAAAAGAUAAGGUUUUCCAGGGCAACUUUGACAAUGACACCCACAGAAAAAACGUCAUCAACCCUCCCAUCUACGCACGGCACAUAAGAAUCCUGCCUUGGUCCUGGUACGGAAGGAUCACCCUGCGGUCAGAGCUGCUGGGCUGCACGGAGGAGGAGUGAGGAGCCGCAUUCCACAGCCCCGUCCUCUCUGCCCCCCGCUGUCUCCAUGGAAGGAACUGUGCGACGUCUGUAGGAAACAGGAUGGCAGUUUGUUGUUGUUUUUCCUGAAAAAGUACUCAAAUAAUGGUAGGCCACUGUCUGUUUACGGGGGUCUAAGCCUGCCUUUUCAAGGUCAUUUGAUUUUUUUAUUCAAAUCGUAUUAAUUAUGACUCACUUUUCUCAUUGUCUGAAUUGUUCACAUUGGUUGAAAUAUACUAGAGAAAGUAGCCGUCUUCUGAUAGCAAAGGUAAGAGAUAUCUCACUGCUAUCAGAUAUGAGUUGAUGGAGCUUUCGCAGCCCAUAGUCACCAUUUAUUAUAAAGGAAUACUGCAGUGUUAGCAAUAAGUUUUUUUUGUUCUAUAAUGAUGCGACAUUAUCCUAAUUGUUUCCUAGUGCCUACCCAAUGCCAUCAGUGUUUAUGAAAGAUUUUUGAACCUGUAACGAAUUAUGAUAAUUCUCAUUUUAUUUUCAUUACUUUUAGAGACUUAGGACUUCUUGGUUUCACUCUGUUUUCUUUAUAUUUUGCCUGAAGAAGUCCGUAUUUUUUCCAAAAGAAAUUUCCCAUUAUCUGCCUAAAGAAGUAUCAUGCUUUAUUUAUGUAUGGAACAUGACUGGAUAGCAGUAGAUUGAUCUGUAUUUAAUAUUAGUAAAGUGAAUCUCCCAUUUAAUUUUAAGGGAAGUUAUAACUGUGCAACUUCCAAGUACUUUCUUUAUGAAGAAUCCCAUACUGUCAUUUAAAAGUAUUAUAUCCCUUCAGAUUUAAACCUUAGCUUUGAUGGCAUUUACAUAGUUAUAUUUACUUUAAAGUACUAACAUCAUGAAUUCUUUGUUCAGAGAUACUUCAGCAGACCACUAUUCACAUAGUGCACUAUGGCUUCUCCAAGCAUUCUCAUCACUUCUUGGCUCAUCUCCACAUUUCCCAUGAAAGUAAAAUUUUAUUGAGAUCUGAAACCAGUGCUUGUUUCCAGGAAGCAUACCGUAUAGGUUUUUGUUUGUUUGUUUGUUUGUUUUGGGGGGUACAAAGUAGAGGAUGUACUAAUGACAAAGUGUAAAACCAUUUUCAAGUCGAAAAUUGAUUUCUAAUUAUUUUGCUUCAAAGGUUCUGGGAAAAAAUAAGCAACUAUCUUAGCACUUUGUUAUUGUUAAUGGAGAUUUCAUUGACAUGUCUCUUGAAUUAAAACUCGCAUCGCCUCCAUAAAAAUCCUCUCAUCUAGUUUAUAGCUUUUAUAAGUAUUGAUUUUAUAAGGCUUAGACAAAGAGUUAUUGGAGUUUUAAAUUAAGGGUCCUGGAAAAGCAAGGAUGGUAUGUGUACGAAAUAAUAAGGUCCUGAGCAAAACUGCUAAGUUUUUCUUUUCCUUUUGUAUUUGUGCUGCAUAACAAAAGCCACUAGACUGUUCUGUCUUGUCUGUCCGCGUGUUCCCGGCGUUUCCUGGUGAUGUAUAUAUGGAGUGGUCUUCAACCAUAGCAGAGAAUUCAAGAGAAAGUCCAUCCCAUCGGGAUUGUUAAUAAAAGCAAAAUGGCCACAGGUUGGUUCCAUGCCCACAUGCUUUUGGCUUCAGCUUCUCUUCAUGAAAUUGUGAAGCCUCCGACCUGGUGAUCCGUUUUCUCCAUCAAAGCCAAAAUUGCUACGUUCUCACUAUUUCCUUAUUUAGGUAACUUUAAAACUGGGAAUCUGAGAUAUUCUUAAUUGGUUGAGGGUUAAAGCACACUAGAAAUGUAUCUACUCAUGGCCAGAAACAGAGGCCUACUUGCUGUCUGGCCAGUGCUCCUGACCUCUUUCAGGGUGCAGGGUCCCACUGUUCUAAGGCACUGUUCUUUACAGAUGACGCUCCAUCCUUCUGAUGAACUUAUCCUAGACGUUCUGAACAAUGCCUUCUUAGUGACUUAAUUUUUCCAAACUACUCAUGGUUUCAUAUGAGCCUUUCGGUUUUUCUCUAUUGAUAACUUUUAAAACAUAGAUUUCCAAGGGAGUCCGUGAAAAUCAUGGUUGUUGGCUUCUAGAAAGACAUUGAAAUGGUUUCCUCAUGCUUGUGCAUGUUGUGCUCUUCACAACAGCGUGAGCCCAGUGGGAUAUUCAUUUGUCCUGUGGUGUCAGGAAUGACAACACAGGAAUUCCCACACGUGGAAAUGCUGGUAAUUAUUGUGAAAUGAUACUGAGAAGUAGCAUGUUGUCAUUUGUGUCAAUGACCUCCAACUGAAGCAGAUUUGUUCUCCCUCAACACUCUACAACAAGAUCUCAAAGCAGAAAACACAAGUGAAUCAUCUAGUCUUCACUGUAUUAAGUAACAAUGUUAACCUUAUCAGUUAUGAAAUCAAAAUUUUAACCUUCCCAUUUAAUCUGUGUCCUGUUCGGAGCAUUUAUCAUCACCAGUAACUGUAAUUCUAGGGUUGACUUUCUCUUUCUGAAUGAGUUCCUAAAGACUGGUGUGAAUUUUGAAAAGUUGAGGCACUUAGGACUGUGUAUUCGCUAGUCAAUGAAUUAUGAAAUGUGAUACUCGAUGCUGGAGUCUGGCGUGUCAUUAGGGACACAAAUAACCUUUGCAAACAUUCAAGCUGUGUAAUAUUCCAGUGUUGUUUUUUUUUUUCUUUGUAUAUAUACUUAACUCACGUAGGAUGUUGUAAAAUCAGUAUGACUUUGUCUAGUCUUCAAACUUAAAAUAAACCUUUGAAAAUCUGGGAUACUUUGGAAGCGGUUAUAAUUAAACACAUUUGUAAGAAUAUAUACAUUGUCUGAAUGUAAAUGCCCACUUCUCUUCACCACAUGCUUGGCUUUGUUUUUUGUACGAGACAAUUAAACAGAUACAGAUAAAAAAGCAGAAAAUACAAUACUCUCCAAAUAUAUAUUGAUAUCAGCUAAGUUGGUCUAAGAUUAUUAAAACGUGUGCAUUCCUCCUACUCCUUGUUGUGGAAAUGUUCCUAGA